UCUCGACUCCUCGAGGGACCUCCUGCAAGCGAGACCACACAGUACUUGUCCUUUGUGCCUAGCUUGUUCCACUUAGCAUAAUGUUUUCAAGGUUCAUCUCUGUGGUAGCAGGGGUCAGAAUAGCCUUCCUUUUUUUCUGGCAGAAUAAUAUUCCUUUGUGCGGAUACAUCACGUUUUAUUUAUCCAUUCAUUCCUGAAUGGACUCUCGGAUGGUUUCCAACUUUCGGCCAUUGUGAAUAACGCGACUCUGCAAAAAGUGAAGUCUUUGAAUGCAGGUGCUUCCAACCAGGGGCAGAGAAUGUUGCUGCUUGAAGAGAAGCCAUCCUCCUCCCAUGCCAGAGAUAAGGCGUCAGCACUGACACUCGCAGAGAAGUCGAGGCUCUGCAGCUGGACGAUAACACGGAGAGAGGACGCAAGGGCGUGCGGGUCUCCACAGGGUCUGAGCUCUUACUCCAGAACCGUGUGGCCUGCUGGUUAGAGCCCUGGCGACUGCUUAUUAUUUGGGGCCGUAAGAAGUUUAAGUCCCAUCUAGUCUGUGGUACCACAGAACAACUUUACUCUUCCACAGCCUGGUGCUUUACUGUAGAUGGACUUAUUGAGGAGAGCAUGGCCAGAGCCGUCAUGUUCAAGGGCUGGCUGGGACUUCACGGCCCUGUACUCUGUGCUUCUCCAGGGCAAUGGCAAGAAGCCACCUCGGUUACUGUUUCCAUGCCAGGAGCCUGGCUCACAGCUAUGUUAAUAAACACUGUAUAUGCGGUCAGGAGUGUAACCUGUUCCACGCAGUUACGAGAGUGAGCUGUGCACGAUUUUGAACCGCGUGCCUCUCUGGUCGGUGAAGACGUACACUGUCUAAAUCGUGCACAGAUGCCAUAGUGAUGGGCCUUGGGAAAGCGGCAUGAAAAUCCAUCUCCAAAGUGAAGGGAGACGACUGUGAAGUCAGAGGAGGUGUCAAUGCUCACGUCACGGGAUCUAUGCUUGACUAGCGUGAAGCGCUCUCAGGUGAAGUUAGAGACGCACUGUCCGGUGUGAAAAUCUAAAAUGACAGCAGAAGUGUACGCAGGGCCUGGGACCCGACAGGAGCAAAACCUAACCAAACAGUCCGUGUUGACUGACAUCUCAUUUGAGGGGAUCGGGUAGGCAUAAAAUGCAGUCUUCACGUUCAUGCUCAGCAGAGGCGCAGUGAACUAAUGUCACAGAGAUGGCUUUUAUGAAAAAGACCAAAAGGGGUAUCUCGGGAAGGGUCAGUCAGGGGGACCCAGGGACGCGGCCUGGCUCAUGUGCCCUUCUGCUUCACCUGCGAACUUGCUGGAGCCAAAUGGCCUUUUUGGGGUCCCUCCCCACUGACCCCCCCUUCUGCUUGCAGUUCUGGGAGGUGAUUGGUGAGGAGCAUGGGAUCGACCCAGUGGGCAGCUACGUUGGGGACUGUGCCCUGCAGCUGGAGAGGAUCGGCGUGUACUACAACGAGGCCCACGGUAGGAAGUUCGUGCCGCGCGCCGUCCUCGUGGACCUGGAACCGGGGACCAUGGACAGCAUCCGGUCCAGCAGACUGGGGGCCCUCUUCCAACCGGACAGUUUCAUCCACGGCCACUCUGGGGCCGGCAACAACUGGGCCAAGGGCCACUACACGGAGGGCGCGGAGCUGCUGGAGCGCGUGCUGGACGUGGUGCGGGGCGAGGCCGAGGCCUGCGACUGUCUGCAGGGCUUCCAGCUGACCCACUCGCUGGGCGGCGGCACGGGCUCCGGGAUGGGCACGCUGCUCAUGAACAAGAUCCGCGAGGAGUUCCCGGACCGCAUCCUGAACGCCUUCAGCGUCAUGCCGUCGCCCAAGGUGUCGGACACGGUGGUGGAGCCCUACAACGCGGUGCUGUCCGUGCACCAGCUCAUCCACAACGCCGACGCCUGCUUCUGCAUCGACAACGAGGCCCUCUACGACAUCUGCUUCCGCACCCUGCGGCUGGCCACGCCCACCUACAGCGACCUCAACCACCUGGUGUCCUUGACCAUGAGCGGCAUCACCACGUCGCUGCGCUUCCCGGGCCAGCUCAACGCCGACCUGCGCAAGCUGGCCGUGAACAUGGUGCCCUUCCCGCGCCUGCACUUCUUCAUGCCCGGCUUCGCCCCGCUCACCGCCCGCGGCAGCCAGCAGUACCGCGCCCUGUCGGUGGCCGAGCUCACCCAGCAGAUGUUCGACGCCCGCAACGCCAUGGCCGCCUGCGACCCGCGGCGCGGCCGCUACCUGACGGCCGCCUGCAUCUUCCGGGGCAGGAUGUCCACCAAGGAGGUGGACCAGCAGCUGCUGGCCGUGCAGACGAGGAACAGCAGCUGCUUCGUGGAGUGGAUCCCCAACAACGUGAAGGUGGCCGUGUGCGACAUCCCGCCCCCGGGACUGAACAUGGCCGCCACCUUCAUCGGCAACAACACGGCCAUCCAGGAGCUGUUCAGCCGGGUGCGCGAGCACUUCUCGGCCAUGUUCAGGAGGAAGGCCUUCGUGCACUGGUACACGGGCGAAGGGAUGGACGUGCACGAGUUCGUGGAGGCCGAAGCCAACAUCCACGACCUGGUGUCCGAGUACCAGCAAUUUCAAGAUGCCAGGGCGGUUCUCGGGGCGCACGAAGGGGCCGAGGCGGGGGCGGACGCGCAAGCGGAAAGUAGGGAACAGUAGCCGGGCGGGGAGCUGCGUGAGCGGCAGCUGCAGGGUGCGGUGGCUUGCGUCCUGGGCUGCAAUCCCAGGCCCGCUCUGCUCGGCGCAGCGGGUUGACACCCACAUGGCCACUGGUACCAGCUUUGACACAGGACUGCGGGGAGGGGGCCGGGCACGUAAUGAUAGGCGUUAGGGUCUUUGGCUGGCACUUACUAACACGAGCAGUUUGGUGUUCAACACACUCUACGAAGCCUUCUGAUAGCAAAGCGCAUCCCUUGGAAAGCGCUCCCUUUGACGACGUUUGGCGGGUAUUCAGCAUUGGCACAGCAGUGCGGGCGUCAGGGCGACACGUGGCCGUGCGGGGGGCCACUGCAGUUGUGCUAACUUGACGCUAUUUAGCGGCGCCGAGGAGCACCCUGCCUCCUCGCCCCGCUGGCCUCGAAAGCCAGGUCUAACCGGUGGGCAGGGAGCGGACUGUGUGGGCCCCGCACACAAGCCAGCGUGCCAGCGGAAAGGGAAAAGGGACGAAACACCCACCACAAAACUGACCCAAAACGCGACAGGCGCGACUCAGGAGCUGCAGUCCCCCCCUUUAUUUCUGAAUGGCUGGCCUCUAGCACCCAUGUCGGUAUGCUUUCAGUUUCUUAUCAGUGCCAGACUCCGGGAAUUCAUCAGUCGCCGUCCGUUGUCCUCGUUGAAGGUCAUUUUGAAAUGCCCUUUUCACUUCCAGUGAUCAGCUUCGGAGACGCUGCUGCUUCGGGAAGGGCACAGCGUACACUCGGCAACCGUUCAAAUACAAGAAGCAAGCAGUGUCCUUCCCGGUUACAGAGGACAUCAUCUCAUUAGGGAACUUUUACAGUUCAAAUUAAUUUGCAGAAGUUGCCAUAAAUGUUUGCAUGAUGACAUAGCUUUAACCAUUACACGAUUUUAAUCUGCUCACAUUACAACAGAAGCAAAUACACAAGAGUGUGAUCAAAUCAUCCAUAACUUCUUAAUUACAGUUUACCUAUUUCGGACAUACAGCACCACGGUCCCUCCCAGCACCAUGAGGGUUUUAAUGGCCUUCUAGAAUUAGCACUGAGCUGUAUGCUACUUGAUUCAUGGGUUGCCGGCAAUGGGAAGAUGCUCUGACCCUCAGCGCAGAAAAUAUUUACUUGUAGGCAACGGGGUUCUCACCUCUCGGUCGGCUUGUGUCAGCUACAAUAAUGAUAAGGUAGAGGAGGAUGGAUGCCAGUAGCUCAUUCUGAGAAAUUUUGCUCUUUUCACAAAUGCAUCAUGAGGAAGUAACUGAAAUAUGCACUAACAGCAAAUUAAGUCUUCUUGUUGGUAUCGUGGCAAGCCUUCUAUUUACAAAAUAAAAGAAAAAGUUUUAAACGCUUUCUACCUAUUCAAGAUUGCAAAAGUAGGUUUAAUAAGAAACUGCACCUAUAUACUCUUAGUUUGAAGUUCCUAACUUCCUUAGAUGCUAAAAAGACUUACAACCUGUGGUUUUAAAAGAAUUUACACACAAGCUUUCUCCAGCACUUUCCUUCCCAAAUCUAAAAAGACAAAUAAUGCAAGGAAGGAUAGAAAUCUCAAUUAAAAAAACUGCCGAUUUAUAUUACUGCAAAGAUUUUUUUGUUUGCUCAAUAGUAAUCAUUAAAGUACAAAAAACCUUAAUUUUAAAUGGUGAAAUUGCUUUAUUUCAGACAAAUAAAUUCUUUUUCUUGGAGUCUAACCACCCAGACUGAUUGAGUAGUUAAAAAUAUUUCAAAAUGUAUCUUACCAGCCUACUCUUUCGUAGGGUAGAAACAGAUUAAAAAGAAAAAAACAAACAAACAAACAAAAAAAACCCAUUAGUAACCCAAAGAAAUGUCCCGAUUCUGAAGGGCCUAUUCCUUUAGCAGUAUGGUUGCUACGGUGACACUGGCCUCUCAGAGACCCACACAAUAGAAUCAGAAUUUUAGAGCUUGUCCGAUCCUUUCACUUCAUACACGAGAACGUGGCAUGACCAAGAGACUGACGAUGCCCUCAACGGUCACCCAGCUAGUUAGUGAGACACCCGCAAGCAGAUCUGAUCGAGGCCCCUGGCGAUCUGGACAGUUCUGCCAGCUACCCAGCAGGGCUGGAUGCAGAAAGUUUGUUUCAUCGGUUACCAGUUCAGGAUUUGUUUUCAAUCGCAGAGGAAGAGCCCUAAAGAAUCUCUGCUGGCAGUAAACCUGUCUUUUAUUCAGUUACUUUAAUCCCUGCCAUGUCACAAGCCCUGUCCCUGAGUCUCACCUCUAAUUAUCACAUCCGCCUCCCUAAUAAGUGACUUAGCUCUAAUUACUUGGCUGGAAAUAAUUUAGCCCUUUGCCUAUCACUUACUUUAUUCAUCUGGAAUCAAAGAGGCCUGACAGCCGUGUGACUCAUUUACUCCUGUCUGUAUGAAAGAUGCUUCUUAGUACUCAUCCCUUGGGAAGGGAGGACUGACAGACAACUCAGGUGUUUGACUUCAAAACAGGACAACAGCCCGAGGCAAAGGACUCAGGCAGCUCAUCAGCGGCUGGCCAGUGCCCAGCGCCCGGCUCCCCCUCGCCCACUGGCUGCUUCUCCUCACAUGCCCAGAAUGAAACAAAACCGAAAGGUCAGGAAGUCGCGUCCCGAAGCCGAGAACAGGCAUUUUCCUGGGCUCCUCCUGGGCAUCGCCAGGUGGCCCCGACAAGAGCUGGUCAUGUACACAAGCUCAACAGUGUUUUAAAAGCUCCUGUUCCAUCUUUUUUCUCCACUCCCCAACAGUUCUAUCAAGCAGUUAACUUUGGAAUGGAGUUUUACUUGGCCAAGUGCUUCCAAGUUUUAAAGAAAGAUAAAAACAAAACACUUGCAACAAUUCUUCACCCGUAAAUAUUUAAUGAAUAAACGAAUCACCCUGCAAACACCAUUUAACUGUGGUGGGUUAUGGGGCCUGAGACCGCAGUCAAGAACCUUCGAUUUUAACUUUGGCUCGGCCAGCUAACUCGAAAAGCCAGCUACUGAACAGCUUUGCCUUGUUGCCUGUUUAGAGAAAUGCUCCCAGGACAGAGAGAUUCACUUAUAAAACAAUGUGAAACGCUUUUUGUGCUUAAAUUCCAAAUCAAUAGUUCGUCUCUAAAGGUUUUAAGUGCUUGAUAAAACGAAUACGAUUUAGUCUUUUUUCUUCUAACCUAAGGUUUUAGUUGUUUUCACUUUGGCUCCUGGCCAAGCAGCACUAUGUGGAGGCAGUGCCACCUGCACCUAGGGGCAGGGCUGGUGGGCGACAAGCCAUCGACCACUGACACAGCUUCUGCGGUCCGAAGAGAAGGGACAAUGAGAGUGCCUUGAUGACACAGCCUAAUUGUGUCAGUUAAUGUCACGAAUAGAGGACUUGCUACUUUGAGACACUUGCAAACUGUUUUCUGGAUCCCUUUGGUCCCUCGAUAUUAAACCUGUCCCCCCCGCCGCAACCUCGGUUCGCAUGAU
This is a messenger RNA of Pteropus alecto (black flying fox), 6097 nucleotides long. It is a transcript of the gene TUBB1, whose product is annotated as tubulin beta 1 class VI. Gene Ontology annotation, biological process: microtubule cytoskeleton organization; mitotic cell cycle. NCBI's taxonomy places the organism in Eukaryota, Metazoa, Chordata, Mammalia, Chiroptera, Pteropodidae. Gene Ontology annotation, cellular component: cytoplasm; microtubule. The transcript has 3 exons. Gene Ontology annotation, molecular function: GTPase activity; GTP binding; structural constituent of cytoskeleton. The record is from RefSeq and is a predicted model, not a curated record. Bases 1199 to 2662 code for a protein of 487 amino acids.